Molecule: messenger RNA, 441 nt
Organism: Cyclocybe aegerita
Lineage: Eukaryota; Fungi; Basidiomycota; Agaricomycetes; Agaricales; Hemipholiotaceae
Source: the annotation of a GenBank genome assembly
AUGUCGAAUACGGGGCCCUCUGAGCCGUCCACUUUCACAUCAUACUCUAGCAUUGAGACCCCAAACGACUGCGAACCCCGAGAGAUUUUCUCCCAGACAUUCGAAGAGUCCCUCUGGCGGCAAUUAAUUGUUUACGACGAUCCUGAAUGGAAGAGUUUCUUUUCCCCUUUGUGGAGGGCGCUAGAUGCGACAAAGCGGAAAAUACUUGUCAGCAAGAUCAUGCAAAAGAUAGAGUUCGAUGAAACGAUGGACCUCAGCGACCAGGAGGCUGUUGAUAGAUUGGCCUUAAUGUGGGCUUUAGAAGUUAUGUUCCAAGUAAUUAAAAAAAACCCAAGGUUGAGGCAAACUCUGAGGAAAGCCCCACCAAAUCAUGAACUCCUUCGAAAGGCAGUUGCGAGAUCGGCGUAUACGAAGGGCCCCACGCCGGAUGAUCAAGCCUGA